GGACCACUGACCCCUGCAACAACUUGCCGCUUUGACUUCAAUGGUGGACGAGCAAAAGCAGUAUUUGCAUCGCUUCAAUACCUCAGGGAAGAAACAGCGUGAGCUGACCGAGGAACAGAAGCAAGAGCUGAAAGAAGUCUUCGACCUGUACGACACGGAUGGCUCCGCCGCCAUCGACAACACCGAGCUGAAGGGCUUGAUGCAAGUCCUCGGCUUCUCCGCCACCACCCGAGAGGAGCUGGUAGCAAUGAUGAUGGCAGUAGACAAGGACGGCUCCGGUGAAAUCGAGCUGGACGAGUUCCUACAAAUGAUGGCGCCCAAAGUUCUGGGAAGAGAGCCAUCUGCCAUCAUCCGAAAGGCCUUCCCUCUGUUCGUCGAGCCUGGGACGGACGUGAUCACUUGGCAAAGCUUGAGGUCCGACUCCCCAGGAGGGCCACCGCGGAUGAUCUCGGCCUGGCCUUCACGGAUCAAGAGCUACAGGAGAUGAUCCAGGAUGGAGAUGAAUCUGGUGAUGGCGCACUGCAGGAGGAGGAGUUUGUUAACGUAAUGAGAAGGGCUAAGCUCUUUUGAUGUCAAGAGCGUGGAUUUCAUGGGACAGACAAAGAGAGAGAGAGAGAGCUGUCCCUGUUUCACGCUUCUUCGCAGCUGGACUGAAAAGUGCUGCUCAAUUGCUU
Messenger RNA from Durusdinium trenchii, 674 nucleotides. Lineage: Eukaryota; Dinophyceae; Suessiales; Symbiodiniaceae. The record is from the annotation of a GenBank genome assembly.